Penicillium manginii is the source of this 2715-nucleotide messenger RNA. Its product is annotated as putative GTPase activating protein (Gyp5). The coding region runs from base 1 to 2715 and encodes 904 amino acids. The transcript has 5 exons. The record is from RefSeq and is a predicted model, not a curated record. NCBI's taxonomy places the organism in Eukaryota, Fungi, Ascomycota, Eurotiomycetes, Eurotiales, Aspergillaceae.
AUGUCGUCAAAUCGCAAUAGCAACGACUAUGUAGGGGAGUCCUUUGAUGAUGCCCCCGAACACCAAGAUAAUCUCAAUGUCAAAAUCCCCCAAUCCUCCUCAACCAGGUCGUUGACCGACAGCCCACCCAUCGGGACAGCCCCUUCUCCCGACGCGACGGAGAAGCCGCCUCUCCCUACUGCAUCGCAGGACGAGCAGCAGGACGACGGGACCGACGGCGGUGAAUCAAAAAGCGCAAAGAAAAACAAGAAGAAGAACAAGAAGAAGAAAAGCAAAAAUCAAGACGAGGCCGACGAGCAAGGUGACACCACUGUGGAAGAUGGCCCAGGGGAUGCCGUGGAGGACACCGUGGACCUCGAGACCGUCGGAGAAGCAAAGGUUGAUGAUAACCAGGACCAGAAGGAUGAGCAGGCUCAGCUAGAUGGACCCCUGGAGACCGAAGAACUCGGAGAUGGUGACCGCACGCCCGUCAGGAUGGUCUUGACCAACACCAAGGAGGACGAGUCGAUUGCCCCCAACGUUACGACCCCGGACAUCACACGAGAAUCGCCCCCGGUCCCUGCCAAGGAUGAAGUCGCUUCGCCGCCGAGCGGAGGCAUUAUGGGAUUGUCUGGAGCUUUGCCAUCUUUGCCUUGGGGACCGCCUCCAGUGAAUAAGAACCCUCCUCCCGCUCCUCCUCCCGCGCCUACCCGGAAACCCAGUGGCCCCUUUGCGUGGUUCUCCCGAAGCUCGACCGGAACCAAGGAGAUCAAGUCUCCCCAGUCUACCAGCCGACGAAACACCGCCAAUUCCGUUUCUACACUCGCAAGCAAUUUGGAUCGAUCACAUGACGGUGAGGAUGGGGACUCCUCGAGCGUCAACUCGAAGAAGCCACGGAGGAACAGCCUUAAGGACCAGUUCAAGCUGCUGCGCAUGCGAGAAGAGGUCCAUACCCAUGCCCAUGGCCACGAGAAUGACGAUGGCAGCGUCCGGUCCAGUCACGCGAGCAUUAGCCAUACUGGGGCUAGUCCGCCUAUCAUCCCGGAAGAAGGAGAGGAAGGUAUUCUGGCCGCUCCUGCAUCCACCGCGGGAGCAACAUCCCCUGGGGGCUCUCAGUCGACCGCCACUGACGCAUCCACACCCGUUGAUUGGGAUCUUUGGCAGCAGCUGGUAAACAACGGACCUCAGGCUAUUGGUAGCUCGGAAGAACUGAAUGCAGCCAUCAAACGCGGUAUACCGCAGACCAUUCGAGGCGUCAUCUGGCAAAUAUUGUCCGAUUGCCGCACCGGGGAGUUGGAGGAUAUCUAUCGUGAUCUUGUCGCGCGAGGAACAGACAAGGACCGCCGCACACCCGAUCUCCUGAUCAACGGCACCGCCGAGACAUCAUCAUCGCGAUCAUCCAUUCGUUCGAAUCAUUCGGGCUCCGCAACACAGCCCACGAGCACCACUCCUAGUCCGUCUCAGGAGAUGGAUCCCGAGAGACUGGCCAAAGAACAGGCUGCCAGUGUGAGCGCCCGUGCAAAGAAGGCGAAGGAAGAAGCUACCGCAUUGCAAAAAUUGGAGAAGACGAUCCGGAGAGAUUUGGGUGCUCGGACAAGCUAUUCGAAGUACUUCAUCUCUCAAGGAAGCCAAGAAAGCCUGUAUGGACUCUGUAAAGCCUACGCUCUUUACGAUGAAGCCGUUGGAUACGCCCAGGGCAUGAACUUCAUCGUCAUGCCUUUGCUUUUUAACAACGACGAGGUAGAUGCCUUUGAAUUGCUUGUAAAAUUGAUGAAUAAGUACGGUCUUCGUGAAAUGUUUAUUGCGGACAUGCCCGGUCUUCAUCGCAGUCUUUUCCAGUUUGAACGACUCCUGGAGGACCUCGAACCCGCUCUUUACUGCCAUCUCCGCCGCCGUGGCGUGCCCCCGCAAUUAUACGCUACACAGUGGUUCUUAACACUAUUCGCCUACCGAUUCCCUCUCCAACUUGUCCUUCGCAUUUACGAUUUGAUCUUCGAAGAGGGUCUUGAGAACACCAUCGUCAAAUUUGCUGUUGCGAUCAUGCGUCGCAAUACAGAGACACUCUUGGGAAUGAAAGACAUGGCCGCCCUCACAACGUUCCUCAAGGAGCGCAUCUUCGACGUGUACAUUGAUAAGCAACCAUCUGCAUCCUCAAUCUUGGAAUCCGGAUUUUUCGGCAGCUCCGGUGCCGCAGACAAGGGAAUCUACCGAGCAGACAUUCUCGUGCAGGAUGCUUGUGACAUCCCACUCACAAAAGAGAUGCUUACUUCAUACACAGCCGAAUGGGAAGAAAAGACCAGAACGGAGAAGGAGCGUGAAGUUGAACUCGAACACCUCCGACACACCACCACCGCGCAAUCAUCCCGGAUCCGCCUGCUGGAAGAACGCGCCGAAGCAUCCGAUAAAGAACACGUCCAAUUAGCUUCCGAGCUCGUCCACGCCAAGGUCGAGAACGAGGAACUGCGAGACCUAACAGAAGCCCUAAACCUGCAGGUCAGCGAGCUGAAGAACGUCGUGGACAAACAACCCGCCGAAGUGGAGGAGAAGCUCCGCCAAGAGAUGGAACGCAUCAUGCAGCGCAACAUCGAGGUGCAAAAUGAGAAUCGCGCUAUGGAGGAGAAUAUGGCCGAUAUGGAGAAGGAGUUGGUUGCCACUAAGAUGAAGUGGGCCGAGAUCUCCGAAAACCACGAAACUCUUCGUCAAAAAUGGAGUGAUCUCCGCCGAGCUCUUGAUUAA